AUGAGCGAUUCUGAAAGCCACCAGGAGCACAAUGGUGUGUCUCAUGAACAAGAAGAAAACCACAGCGUAAACAACAAUCAAAAUAACAAGAAGAAGGUUAAUAAAGCGGUUAAAAGCACAGUAGAAGCUCCAUCAAUUUUCGUUUCUGCCAUCAGAUCUAUCUUUGGGUUCAGAAAGACUUCAUUGACACUGUUUGUGGUAUUAGCUUACGGAUUAGUUUUCAUAGCGGUAUAUUUAGCAAAAUUGAAUGCCUUAUCAUUACCAUCCAAAGAACCAGAAAUUUUAUCAUCAUCUUGGUCUGAUUUACAAGAAAUAUCAAAACAUCCUCAUCCUUAUGUAUCACAUGCUAAUGAUGAGUUACAUGAUUACUUGGUUGAAAGAGUUAAAAAAUUGAGUGGAUUGAAGAAAUACAUUGAAUAUAGUGAUGAUUAUAAAACCUCGUUAUCUUCAUUUUAUAUUCAAAGGAAUACUUGGGAUCCUUCAGAUAAUUCAGGUACUUUAAAUUAUUUUGAAAGUUCAAAUGUCCUUGCUAAAGUUGAAGGUAAAGAUCCAUCAUUGCCAGCUAUUCUUCUAAGUGCACAUUAUGAUUCUGUUCCAACUGCGUAUGGUUCAACUGAUGAUGGUGCUGGUGUUGCAUCAUUAUUAGGUAUCUUGGAAUAUUAUGCAACUUCCAAACAACAACCAUUACGUACAAUCAUUUUCAAUAUUAAUAACAAUGAAGAAUUUGGUCUUUAUGGUGCACAAGCCUUCUUUGAUCAUCCAUGGAGCCAAAAUGCCAGUUAUUUUGUUAAUUUAGAAGGUACUGGUACUGGUGAACGUGCAAUCUUAUUUAGAUCAACAGAUUAUGAAAUUGCAUCACAUUAUAAAACUGCAAGAUCACCAUUUGGUACUUCAAUUUUCCAACAAGGUUUUGCAAGUCGUUUAGUUCAUAGUGAAACUGAUUAUAAAGUUUAUCAUGAACAUGGAUUAAGAGGUAUUGAUAUUGCAUUUUAUAAACCAAGAUCAUUAUAUCAUACUAAAUAUGAUUCUAUUCAACAAACCUCUAAGAACGCAUUGUGGCAUAUGCUUUCGAAUGCAUUAGAUGUUACCAAAUCAUUAGCAGAUUCUAAAACAAUUAGUGAUGAUGAAGAAACUCAAGCUGUAUUUUUUGAUAUUUUGGGCCUAUAUUUUGUUGUUCUACCAUUAACAAGCUUAUACAUUAUCAAUAUUGUAUUAUUAACUGUUAUACCAAUUACUUUACUAGGAUUUGCUGUUAUUAUUCAAAAAAGAGAAAUUUGGGACGUUGGAUUCAGUUGGGUAAGAAUUCCAAUUUCAUUUGCACUUUCAGGUAUUGGUGCUAAGAUUGUAUCUGAUUUGAUUCGUUUUGUUAAUCCAUUGGUUAUUUCAAGAGACUAUACUGCACCUUUGUUAACGGUAUCAGCUACUUUCUUAUUUAUCAAUUAUGUGGUCUUAACUGUUUCUCAACAUAUCUGGCCUGUUCAUGAUUUCAAAUUGCUGAUCACUAUGGAAGUUUUUGUUAUUUUAUGGGCAAGUUUAGUUGGUGCUACAGUUUCAGAAAAACCACCAAGUAUUUAUACUGGAUUUUAUUUGAUUACAAUUUUGUAUUCAUUAUACUCUGUUUCAGUUUUCUUAGGUUUAUUAGGUAUUGCAUUAGCAUCACCAAAUAGGGAAAAAAUUAAAGUCGCUACAUAUGGUAGUGUUUCAGAUGAAGCUGAUGAAGCAAAUAAUGAACAAACAAAUGAUGAAAAUGCCCCAUUGUUAUCUAACUCAAUUCCGAAUUCGGAUUCAGAAGAUGUUGAAGAACAUGAAGGUGAAAUUAUUAAAGGACAUCCAGCUCAUAAUUCAUUUACUUAUGAUUGGAGUUUACAAUUCUUAAUCUUGGUUCCAAUUACAUUUUUGAUUACUUAUGUUUCUGGUGAUUUGAUUUUACAAGGUUUGAAUCAAACUUCACAAGAAAGUUUAAAAUCUACUAAUUUUGUCUAUCAAUUAAUUUUGUUGUUUGGUACUUUAUUAGUUACACCAUUAUUAGGGUUUUCUUAUAAAUUAAACGCUUGGUUUGCUAUCUUAUUAAUCAUUGCUAUUGUUGGUGGUGGUGCAAAAUCAUUAUUUGAAGAUCCAUUUACAGCAGAUUCACCAUUAAAAUUAAGAUUUGUCCAAGAUAUUAAUUUGAACAAUGCAUCAAAACCAAUUGUUACUGUUUCUGGUAGAGAAGGUGAACUUGAACCAAUUUUAAGAGAUUUACCAUCUGUAAAGCAAUACAAUUCUAAGAUUUCAUGUCAAUCACAAGGUGAUGGAUUACAAGCAUGCUCUUAUGAAGCUGAAAGGCCAUAUUUAUUUGAUGGAUCUUCAAAAUCAAAUGAUUUGGAUUCAUAUUUGAAAAUUGAUAUUUUGAAAAAUGGUGCUGAGAAAAAUCAUUCACCAUUUUCACCAUUAACUGCAGAAAUUUCUAUUAAAGCUAAAGAAAAUAGAUAUUGUUCUUUAAGUUUCAAUAGUACAACUUUUAAAUCUUAUGAAUAUGGACAAUCACCAAUCAAAAUUGUUAGAUAUUUCCAUGAUCAAAAGACCAAUACUUCUACAAUCAUUGACGAAUCAAAAGUUAAAUCUGAAAAUGGACGUAGUAAAGAUGAUAAAGGUAAUGAUGUUUUCAAAUGGUUACCAGGGAUUGAUGGAAUUCAAUUACAUAAAUUAGAUUGGGAUCAACCUUCUUAUCAUAUUGGCUUACAAUGGAUUCCUGAUUGGUUAAAAGAUGGUGAAGAAGAAGAACCAUCAGAUUCUCCAAAAAAUAGAUUAGGUAUUCAAAUUUCAUGUUUUUGGGGUGAAUAUGAACGUGAAUCAAUAAUUGAUGGUAAAGGAGUUAGAAAAAUUCCAGCAUUUGAUGAGUUAUUACAAUAUUCACCAACUACAGUUUCAUGGACUAAUAGAUAUGAAGGUCUUGUUAAAAUCGAUAGAUAUGUUGAAGUUUGA
Hansenula ciferrii is the source of this 2964-nucleotide messenger RNA. RefSeq names its product Pff1p (gene PFF1). Gene Ontology annotation, biological process: proteolysis. Gene Ontology annotation, molecular function: metalloexopeptidase activity. The transcript has a single exon. NCBI's taxonomy places the organism in Eukaryota, Fungi, Ascomycota, Saccharomycetes, Phaffomycetales, Wickerhamomycetaceae. The coding region runs from base 1 to 2964 and encodes 987 amino acids. The record is from RefSeq and is a predicted model, not a curated record.